AUGUACAACGAUGUUAUUUUGGUUUUACGGGACGGUUGGGGUGAUGCACAAUUUCGAUAUUGGGCUCAGAAGCAUUUUAUACUUGUUAAAAUUGGUGAAACACAUGUUGUACAUACUACUGGAAAAGUUAGCCGUCCGGUUGUUACUUAUGAAGAACUUUAUACAAAAUUAAAUGAAUGUCACACUCGUGUUGGUCAUCAUGGAAGGGAUAAGACAUGGGAAGAAGUGAAAGCUCAAUAUGCUUGGAUACCGUAUGAUGUUGUUAUGAUCUUCAUUAAGCUAUGCAAUUUAUGUAGCAAUCGACAAGUACACUCAAAAUCGUCAUUUAAUAAAUCAGUCAUCUCAGUUGGAUAUUUUACACGUAUUCAUGUGGAUUUUAUCGACAUGAGAUGCCAUCCCGAUGGCAGAUUUAAAUGGAUUUUACAUGUGAAAGAUCAUUUUUCGAGGUUCUCUUGGGCUUAUCCACUUGAAUCUAAAGAAGCCGAACUUGUAGCAGAGAAGCUGUUGAAUCAAUUUUCUUUAUUUGGUGCACCUUGUAUACUUCAGAGCGAUAAUGGAAAGGAAUUCGUAGCUCGAGUUAUAAAAACUUGGGUAGAUUUAGCCAUUUUAAAUGGUCGGAUUCGACAUUCUGAAACACAUCGCCUAAUCGAACGGAGUAAUCGUACACUUGCAAUGGCGUUAUACAGAUGGAUGCAACAUAAUCGUACCGAUAACUGGUCGGCAGCUCCAGUGGUGUACUCAAUAAAUACGACAAUUUGUAAAGUAACAAAUAAAACACCUUUCGAUAUCAUGUUUGGACAACGACAUAGAUCAGAUAUUGAAACGUGGAAGAUGAUUAGUGAAUCUGGUGUAGAAGAUGAGGAAAAUCUUCCUAAUGAUUUCAUUUCUGAAGUCAAUGAAUUGCAAGAAUGUAAUAGGAAUAGUAAUGAAUCAAAUGAUUCAAAUGAUAUUGACAACAACAAUCAACCAAACAUUUUCGAUACUAGUAAUCAAAUACUUGAUGCAACACAUCAACAUCGAUCAUUAGCUUCGUCUUCUACUCAAAAUAUUAACAAUACUGUUACUACUUUUGAUAAAACUCAUGAUGAAACAAAUAUAACCUGUCUUCCUCAUAAUCUGUUCGACUCUGUUGAUAAUCCUACUGCUCAACGUAUUCUUCUUACGAGUAAUAGCGAAAAUAUUCCCCGUGCGAUUGAUGAUACACUUAAUCAUAGACAUCAGGAAGUUCGGCAGAAAACAAAAGCAGAUUAUAUGAAAUCUACUGAUAAAAAACAAAAGUUAAAUGAUAAUACUGUUAAAUAUCCUCAGUACGAGCUGGGAGACUUUGUUGGCCUUCAAGUCGAUCGUGUUCAUGCCACCGACACAACAUUUAAAGUUUUACCAUGUAAAGUAACAUCUGUAAAUUGGUCGUCGAAUGAUUCUAUAAUGUACAAAGUGUGUACUUUGCAAGGUGAAUUAUCAACAGUGUAUGGUGUUCACGAUUUCUUGGAUUUACGAAAAUAUGAUUUUUCUGAUUUACGUGCUGUCGAACCAACAACUCUACCAACAAUUACAUUUACAGACGCGUGUAAAGACUACGUGGCAAUAGGUAUAAAUCCUGUAAUGGAGGCUUGCAACUGUAAUGGUAAAUGUGCUACGAAAUCUUGUCCAUGUAAAUCUAAACAUGUUAAAUGUUGUAUAAAAUGUCAUCCACAAAAGAAACGCAGUUGCGCUAAUAUUUGCGACCAAUAAAAGUACUAAUUUGUGAUUUGUACUUUUCGAACUUUUUAGUGCUAUUUGUUGUAAGAUAAUACUGUUUUGUGCGAUCACUAUAACAAAUAAACAUGGUAGUACAAAACAGAUGUCAGUAAAAAAAACGACAUAAUAAUUAUUCUUUACGAGAAUUUGAAAUUUCCCCGCUAUGUAAAUUACAUCGGCAAUGCUUCACACAAAGCUUAAACGGAACAGUCGAUAUUUCAUUUAGUCGCAAGGGAAUUUUAAGUUUCUAUGGAUUUUAUUAUAAGCUACAACCUCGUCAUUAUAUUUUUCUAAACACACCUGAUGAUUCAUAACCUAAGCAACCAUCGAAAGACGUCGUAGGAUGCUUUAAAUAUCCUUCCUUCCAUAUAUAUAGUCUUUUUGUACAAUGAAAGAUUUGUUACAUUCCAUUCUUUUUCUUCGAAAUUCUUUCAAAGUAUUGGCCUUUUACUAUCCAGAAACUAAAAAUACUUGACGAUCACCCUUAAGAAAGGUUCGAAACGCGUCGUGUGAUGCUCUCAAUGUCAAAAUCUUUAAUAAUAAAUUUAUAUUAUUCUCGAUUUUGUUAUUAUGAAAUAGUUCUAAUACUACUUCAAAUUAUUGGAGAGUUUAUAAUUCUUAUGUAAUAAUAGAUUGUAAACAUGCCUGAUGAUUGAACCCUUAAGCAAGGUUCGAAACGCGUCGUGUGAUGCUCUCAAUCUCAAAAUCUUUAAUAAUAAAUUUAUAUCUUAACAUCAUAUAUUAGGCAAUUGAUAAUGACUACGUGAGUUGUAGUCGAAACCGGUCUUGCCAAUUAUAAUUAAAUUGAUUUGAUUUUCGAAUCAUAUCUUUUUAUUUCAACACACCCAUAUAGUUGGAGAAUCUCUUCUAAAUUAUUGCAAGUUAUUUAUAUUAUAACUUUCUAAUAAUUAUAUAUUAUUAUGCAUACUUCUAGAUUAGGAGUUUAUCUUAACUCCUGACUUUAGCCUUGCAUAGUAGUAGGAGAAAAAUGUAUAUCUUAACAUCAUAUAUUAGGCAAUUGAUAAUGACUACUUGAGUUGUAAUGGAAACAGAUGUUGCCAACUAUAAUUAAAUUCAUUUGAUUUUCGAAUCAUAUCUUUUUAUUUCAACACACCCACACCCAAAACAACAAAAGGUCAUGAAAUAAAAUCGAAUUAAUUAAAAUGAAUAGGACAAAGGUCAAAACAACAAAAGGUCAUCAAAUAAAAUCGAAUUAAUUAAAAUGAAUAGGACAAAGGUCAAAACAACAAAAGGUCAUGAAAUAAAAUCGAAUUAAUUAAAAUAUAUAGGACAAAGGUC
Molecule: messenger RNA, 3036 nt
Organism: Rotaria sp. Silwood2
Lineage: Eukaryota; Metazoa; Rotifera; Eurotatoria; Philodinida; Philodinidae
Source: the annotation of a GenBank genome assembly